This is a messenger RNA of Hydra vulgaris (swiftwater hydra), 1481 nucleotides long. Its product is annotated as galactose-3-O-sulfotransferase 4. Gene Ontology annotation, molecular function: galactosylceramide sulfotransferase activity. Gene Ontology annotation, cellular component: membrane. Lineage: Eukaryota; Metazoa; Cnidaria; Hydrozoa; Anthoathecata; Hydridae. Gene Ontology annotation, biological process: glycolipid biosynthetic process. The record is from RefSeq and is a predicted model, not a curated record.
AUACCUUAUUAAAAGUUUUUGCUGAAAACAUUUUUUUUUUUGUUUCGAAUAUUGAUCAGAAUGAAAGAUUCAUAAAUUAAAAGUAUAUAUUUUGAUAAAAGAAUAAAUUUCAAAAUAGAAUUUAUAGAGGCAAAUAAAAAAUUCGUUGGAAAAGAAAGGCAAAAAAGAAGUAAACUAUACAAAAAAGCUAUUAUAUAGGUAAAAUAUGGAAGGUGACUAUGGCGAAAAAGAAAUCAAUCUCCGAUCAUUUAAACGCAUUUGUCGACAAUGGAAUUGGCCGUUUUUUAAACGUCAAUAUCUUUGGAUUUUUGUUGUAACCGUUAUAGUUUGGAGAACUCUCGUAGUUACUAUUGGUUUUACAUUUUUUUAUGCAAAUCCACGGGAGAGAUCUCCGUGCACACCAGUGAAUAACGUAAUCUUUCUUAAAACACACAAAACGGGUUCAACAACAGUUGCGAAUGUAAUGUAUAGAUAUUCAAAAUCAAAUAAUUUAAAAGUGGUUUUACCAAAGUGCGCUCACAGAUUUUGUUGGCCAUUUAAAUUUAAGCAAAACGCAAUUUACAAACAUAAAGAAAACGAUACUUACAACAUGAUGUUUCAUCACGCUGUUUUUCAUAAGCAAAACAUUUUAGAAAUCAUAGACAAACGGCAAACAAAAUUCGUAACAAUUUUGAGGGAACCAUACUCGCAGCUGGAAUCAGCAGCGCAAUCAUUUAAUUUUAAGCAUUGCUACAAAUUAAAUGGAAAGUUACCUAUUCUUGAUGAACUUUUCAGCGUUUCGGACAAUGAUUUAAAAAAGUAUAUAAAAUCUCAGGAAUAUGACCCAUAUGGUGCUUUUUCUUUAUCAAAAAACCCAAACGCAUUUGACAUGGGAUUUGACCCAUGGAACGAAACUACCGAAUAUAUUAAAACAGUUUUAAAAUCAAUUGAAAAAGACUUUAGUCUAGUAAUGAUUACAGAAUACAUGGAGGAGUCGUUGGUUUUAUUAAAAAACGAGCUUUGUUGGAAUUUGAAGGAUAUAGCAUUUUUUAUUCAUAAUGUAAGGUUGACCAAAGAUGUCGGUUCAAACAAUAUUGAAAAAACAAAAACACGUGUUUUGAAUUGGAAUAAAAUGGAUGCUGCAAUUUAUGAUUAUUUUAAUAAAACACUUUGGAAAAAAAUAAAAAAUAGUGGUAUUAGUUUUCAACAAGAUCUUGAAAAACUUAAAAAAAUGAACUUUUUAUUGAAAUAUGAAUGUGCAACUCAACCGAAAAAUAAAAAUGAAAAAGCUGUAUUCAUAUUAAAAAAUAAAUUUAAUAUAGUGGAAAAUAUAACAGAGUUAUGUUCAGACCUACAAACUCAAGAGCUAGACUAUACAGAUAUUUUAAAACAAUCAAAAAAUUAAAUACAUUUUUAUAUUAUUGUAUAAUGUUUCAAAGUAGUGUUAUUUAAAUAGAAAUAUGUUGUAUAUAAUAAGUAAUGCAGUAUAAUGUUUUAUUUUU